This is a messenger RNA of Mauremys reevesii (Reeves's turtle), 7119 nucleotides long. RefSeq names its product KIAA1217 ortholog. The record is from RefSeq and is a predicted model, not a curated record. The coding region runs from base 74 to 5623 and encodes 1849 amino acids. NCBI's taxonomy places the organism in Eukaryota, Metazoa, Chordata, Testudines, Geoemydidae. The transcript is spliced from 21 exons. Gene Ontology annotation, cellular component: cytoplasm.
ACACACAGGGCCACCCCAUAUAUGGCGAGCAUGAGAAGGAUGAGCAAUUUUAUAUAUUUCCACAAAGUAACAUAUGGAAGCUCUCAUGAAGUCACAUAUAGCCAGCAACCAGUCUGUUCUGAUACCAAAGCAUGCCCCAUGUUGUGAUGUCAGAACUAUCAGGCAAUCCUACUGGAGCAUGGAAUUCUCCUAUAGGGAAUUGGACCAGGGAAAAAACAAUUUGCAUGUAACAUCAUUAGACGAUGCAGAAUGUCUUCGAUCUAAAGAACUCCUUGCAACUGGAAACAAUAAUACUUCCAAUCCAAAGCCUACCCGCAACAUCCCUCGCAGACAUACUGUAGGUGGACCUCGCAGUUCCAAAGAAAUACUGGGAAUGCAGACAUCAGAAAUGGACAGAAAGAGAGAGGCUUUUUUGGAGCAUCUGAAACAGAAAUAUCCCCAUCAUGCUACUGCAAUAAUGGGACACCAAGAAAGGCUGAGAGAUCAGACAAGGAGCCCAAAGCUGUCUCAGAGCCCACAGUCCAAUUUGGGAGACCAGGCAGAACAUCUGUCCGAAGCAUCUGCCGAUUCUUUAGAAGCCAUGUCUGAGGGAGAUUCUCCAACUCCUUUUUCCAGAGGCAGCCGUACACGAGCAAGCCUUCCAGUGGUGAGAUCAGCGAACCAAACAAAGGAGAGAUCACUAGGAGUUUUAUAUCUUCAGUAUGGAGAUGAAACAAAACAGUUAAGGAUGCCGAAUGAAAUUACAAGCACAGACACGAUUCGUGCCCUCUUCGUAAGUGCCUUCCCCCAGCAGCUGACAAUGAAAAUGCUGGAGUCUCCCAGUGUUGCCAUUUACAUCAAGGACGAGAGCAGAAACAUAUACUAUGAACUAAAUGAUGUAAGGAACAUUCAGGACAGAUCUUUCCUUAAAGUUUACAACAAAGAUCCUGCUCAUGCAUUUAAUCAUACAUCCAGAACUGUAAAUGGAGAUAUAAGGAUGCAGAGAGAAAUUGCUUACAUAGGCCGAGAUGGCCCAAAUACUCCCCGGCCAGGAUCUGCUACGCAUCCUUCUCAUGCAAUUCCAAGCUCAUCACCCAUGACAGCUGUGCCCCACUCUAUGCCUCCGUCUCCAUCCAGAAUUCCUUAUGGUGGGGCCAGGCCCAUGGGCGUGCCAGGCAAUGCAACAAUUCCCAGAGACAGGCUCUCAAGUGUGCCAGCAUCAAGAUCCAUAUCACCGAGCCCUAGUGCCAUUUUGGAAAGAAGGGACGUGAAACCAGAUGAGGACCUGAGUAACAAAAACAUUGCACAGUUUCGAAAUGAAGGCCUGUAUGCCGACCCCUACCUGUAUCAUGAGGGGAGGAUGAGUGUUGCUGCUCCCCAUACUGGACACCCUCUUGAUGUUCCUGAUCACAUUAUAGCUUAUCAUCGCAGUACAAUGAGGUCCUCAAACACUUACUGUAGUCCCUCUCUGCAACCUGAAAUGAUGGAGCAAUCGUUGUACAGACAAAAACCUAGAAAAUACCCUGACAGCCAUUUGCCAACUCUUGGUUCUAAAACUCCUCCUGCCUCUCCUCACAGAGUCACUGACAUGAGACUGAUUGAUAUUCAUACUCAGCAUAACACUCACGUGCCCCCUCAUGUCGUCCAGCCGGACAGGUCUUCUCCUAGUCGCCAGUCCUUUAAAAAAGAACCAGGAGCACCUAUGUUUGUGGAAGCAAAAGCACGGAAUGCUGUGGGUUCACCUGGCAUGGUCGAAGUAGUUCAGUCUGCGGCUGACAAACAGGUGUUUGGCUAUGGAUCAGCUGCGGUGCCCAAAGACAAAGAGACAAGAGAGAGGAUGCAAGCCAUGGAGAAACAGAUUGCCAGUUUAACUGGUCUUGUUCAGUCUGCGCUUUUUAAAGGGCCAAAUACAAGUAAUAGCAAAGAUGCUUCUAGUGAGAAGAUGGUGAAAACCAUGUCCAGUAAGAGCAAUAUUGACAGCGCAGGAGCUGCUCACAUGUCUGGUGGAAAGAAUUCAUUAGCAACUACUGACUCAACUACCAUCAUCAAUCACCCUGCACCCGUUGGCUCCCCAGCAAUGCAAGUCAGCCUACAUGAUAUGAGAUGCAAUGUGUCAGACCUUCGGCUGCAGCUGCGUCAGAUGAAGCAGCUACAGCUGCAGAACCAGGAGAUGCUGAGGGCAAUGAUGAAGAAAGCUGAGCUGGAAAUCAAUGGCAAAGUGAUUGAAACAGUGAAGAGGCUGGAGGAUCCUGUGCAGCGACAGCGCAUCCUGGUGGAGCAAGAAAGGCAGAAAUACCUCCACGAAGAGGAAAAGAUUGUGAAGAAGUUAUGUGAGCUAGAAGCUUUUGUUGAAGAGCUGAAGAAGGACUCUACUGCCACCAACAAGAUAGUGACGUUGAAAGAUGUUGAAGAUGGGGCUUUUCUUCUGCGGCAAGUAGGAGAAGCUGUUGCCACCCUCAAAGGCGAGUUUCCAACAUUGCAGAAUAAAAUGCGGGCGAUCCUCCGCAUUGAAGUGGAAGCCGUGAGGUUUCUGAAGGAGGAGCCCCAUAAACUAGACAGCUUGCUGAAACGAGUCCGCAGCAUGACAGAUAUCCUUACCACGCUGAGGAGACAUGUUACAGAAGGUCUGCUGAAGGGCGUGGAUCCUUCUCAAGCCAUGCAAUACAGUGCCAUGGAAAAGGCAACAGCAACCGAAGUUCUGAAAAAUCAAGAAGAGCUAAUACGUGUCCCUGGAUACCCACAGCAAAACAUAGCUGGAGUUACAGCAGAGGUGCAAGGGUCUUCAGUCAAGUCAGAAGUUCUACCCUUAAUGACAGUUCAUCAUGUACAGAGCUCUCCUGUAGUCAUACAUCAAUAUCAGCACUCUUCAGCACUGGUCAACCAUACCCAGAAUUCACCUUUGGUCACCAGCCAUUCUGUAGGUUUGUCAGCAACAAGCCAUCACACCCCCACCAUGCCAGUCACUGUACUGGAGUCCACAGCAGCAACCCAGCAAUCACAGACGUCUCAGUCACCACAGGUCAAUGGUUCCGUAAUGCAAAGCCUUUUUAUUGAAGAAAUUCACAGUGCAAGUACCAGGAACCGAGCUGUAUCAAUUGAGAAAGCAGAAAAGAAAUGGGAAGAGAAAAGACAGAACCUUGAUCACUAUAAUGGAAAGGAGUUUGAAAAACUUUUAGAAGAGGCACAGGCCAAUAUCAUGAAGUCAAUCCCUAACUUAGAGAUGCCUCCGCAGUCCACAGCCUUGCCAAAAUUGGAGGCGGUGGAUAAAUUAGAGGUUUCAGAAGAUGCUCCCAUUGCAGAACAGGAAGCUGACAAGCUGGUGAAGUCACCACCUCCUCCACCUCCACGUCGCAGCUAUCUACCAGGAUCUGGCCUCACCACAACGAGAUCAGGAGACGUCAUCUAUGCAAUCAAAAAAGAGACCACCAUUGUCAAGGAAGGCAGCGAAGAUGCUUGCCAAACAGCACAGUCCAAAGUACCUAAAGAAGAUCCAGCCUCAUCCCGGGCACCACUGCCUGUCACAGCAUCUGCCACAAAGGACGAGGAGGAAGAGGAAGGAGACAGGAUAAUGGCAGAAUUGCAGGCUUUUCAGAAGUGCUCUUUUAUGGAUGUAAAUUCAAACAGUCAUGCUGACCAGUCCAGAAAUGACACACAUGUUAAAGACACAAGGCCUGGCGCUCUAAUACACCACAAGGACAAGAAGGUAUAUGGGGAUACAACAGGAUUUCCAAAAGAUAGUGACCACCCUAAGGAGAAGAGGGAUGGGAAAACUGAAGACGAGAGGAGUUCUGAUGCUUCCAGCAUAUCUGAAAAUAAAAUUGGCUUUUCAAUGAAUGAGAAUUCUGUAUUCAGUAAAGAUUUGUUUGUAGGGAAUAAAGACUAUUCCAACAAGAACCCCCAUAAUAUCAGCACAAACUUCUCUAGUGUAAGCUUGCCAGAAAAUGAGAGAAGAAAAGGGGGUCAAGAUGUCUUAGGAGUGCAUUAUCCAGCUAUUGAAACUGGAAAACAAAAGCUGAACUAUGGAAUAUUGAGACACACUGAUUAUGACAUGCCUCAGAACCAACCACUAGAGUGUGCAGGCAAAUGUGUCCCAAUCAGCAACGUUUCACCUCUUGUCAGGCAAACAGAGUUGCAAACUCAGGAGGCUUCCAGAUCACCACAGGAGCAAGAAAUGCCUAUAAUUGACUACAGUCAGGUUGUGCUAAGGCCUAAAGUAUCUAAAAAUACCAAUGUAAACUAUAUUGAGGAGAGAGAGUCUCCAGCUAGCUCUCCAGUUGAAGAAAACCCACCAACAGACAACAUUGCUUUUAUGAUUACCAAGACAACUGUCCAGGUUCUGUCGACUGGAGAAGUUCAUGAUAUAGUAAACAGGAAGGGAGGAGAUGUACAAACAGUUAAUAUAGAUGCCAAAAAGGACAAGACAUCCCAACAAGGUGUACUAGAGAGUACAGAGAAUGAAGAACCAGUAGUUUGUCUGGACAAAAAACCAGUCAUCAUCAUCUUUGAAGAACCAAUGGAUAUUAGAUCGGCUUAUAAAAGACUUUCAACCAUAUUUGAAGAAUGUGAUGAGGAGUUAGAGAAAAUGAUGACAGAGGAGAAGAUAGAGGAAGAGGAGGAGGAUGAAGAAAAUGAAAUCUCUGAAAUCCCUGUGAUAGAGAAUGAAGUACUGCAGACAAUUAAUAAUGGAAGGGCUGCUACAGAUUAUUUAGCAAAUCAUGGGCUUGAGCAACAAUAUGAAUUUAAACUUCAGUCUAAUUCUGACUCUACAGAAACAAAAACUCCUGAGGAACAAGAAAUAGCAAAGACCGGUUUUAACAAAUUUAGUCAAAUUUAUGGUCUAAAUUCAGAAAUGAAACUGGACUCUCCUGAUCAGUUUGGAAGCAGGCAGGAUGCUAAGAAAAAAUUUAAAUUUAAGUUCCCUAAAAAGCAGCUGGCUGCUCUGACUCAAGCAAUACGUACAGGGACCAAAACUGGGAAGAAGACCUUACAGGUGGUGGUUUAUGAAGAGGAGGAGGAAGAAGAUGGGACUCUAAAGCAACACAAGGAGGCCAAAAGAUUUGAAAUCACAGGGUCUCAGCCUGAGGAUGUUACCAAAGAUAGUUCUGGGAAGGAAGAUCCCAUUCCUGAGACAUCAACACAGAGCUCUAGAACUGAUGAAAUUCGAAAGAAUACGUACAGGACUCUGGACAGCCUUGAGCAGACCAUUAAACAGCUAGAGAACACCAUCAGUGAGAUGAGUCCAAGAUCUGUCCCUGAACCUGCAUGUGGCUCUGUAAGAAGCAGUGCCCCCUAUUCUUCCCAUAUAACACAAGAGGCUGCACCCAGAGAACUUGUAGUAUUGGACGAGAGCCAUGCUGCCUCAGAAUCCCCUUCGUCAAUCUUAUCAGCUUCACGUAAGGGCUCAAGCACCGCUUCACAGACCAGCAGGAUGCCAAUACCCAUGGCUACAAAAAGUAGACAAGGAAGCCUGGAUAAAGCAGGCAGACAGCACAAGCUACAGGAUCCACGCCAAUACAGACAGCACCUGUUACAAAAAGUGCAGAAGGUGUGUGAGAGUGAACCCGUGUGUGUGAGCACAGAAAUGUAUAGAGCAUGGAAAAAACAAUGUAUGGUUCCAGAAAUUUUAGUAAGUUGUUUUGUAUAAAGCUAUUUUCAUUAUGGGAACUACAAGUGAACAGAGAUAUACUAAAGUGUGAUUAUACACAAAUGUAAAACUGAAACGAGAUGUUUUUCUUUUCUUUUAGUGUUAUUUAGCUUUGUUACAGAUUUCUAUUUUUGUCAACAAAACAUCAUGGUUCCUUUCAAUAUCUUUUUGCCAAAACAUUUUGAUACUAUUAUAAUGUACAUUUGAAAGUGUUAUGCUGGACAGUAAACCUCUACACAAGAAACAGAGUAAGACUGGUAUUAAUGUGUAUGAGGUAACUUAACAUAUUGCACUGCCAUUCAAAUUAUAUUUAAUAAUUUGCCUAUCCAAAAAAAAUAAAUUUUGUUUUUACAUAGGUAUUUGCUCAUUACUUUUAUUCUUAGCUAAAUCCACCAUUAUUCUUUUGUUUUAUUGAGACCUGGUAACAUGUAUUGCAGUGUGGAUUUUAAGAUGUACACUUCUGUACUGUUAUGUAUACUGGCAACCUUUUGUACAUAUCUAUAAAUAUAUAUAUAUAAAUAAAUACUGUAUGUGGCUGGGCACAUAGAGUAGUUUUACUACACCAAAAUUAAUUUUUAUGCAUGCUUUAAAGAUUAUAUAUAUAUAUAUAUAUAUAUAUAUAUGGGGAGAGGUGAAUAUUGAGCAAAUGGAAAGGAGCAAAAAGUUUGCAUAGCUCGCGUUUUUGUAAAUAAAUUUGUUUAACACCAUAAUGUAGUAUACAGAACUAUGCUAAGCAAAGAACUUUACAAAAAUAAAGGGCUGCAUGCUGUGUUUGUAUUUUGUCACUAAUAACUUUUACAAUGGUUCCAACUCAAAUGGUUGUUCAAAAACUUUACUUUUAAUGUAAACAGUCUGACAUAAUGAGUAAAAUUGUAUUUCUUUGAGAGUUGGACUCGUACCUUCUAAUGCCAUUGAAGAAUUACCUGGCCAAACAGGGAAAGAGGAAACCACCCUUCUCUAAUUAAAAAGGACUGCCUCCUUCUCUUUCCAUUUGGUUUCUUAUGUCUAUUAUUCUUUAACAGAAAAAAAAGAAAAAAACCCCACCAAGUUGCUGUUACUCGAGGCUGAAAGCUGGAGGCCCUGAUCCCUUACACACAGAUAGGUUCAUGGAGUCCCUGGCAGCAGUAGUAUUGUCAGUGGAAGCCUUCUGUCCAAGACUUCAGCAAUCACACCAGUAUUUAUGCAAAUACAGUAACAAAUGCAAAUACCUGAACCAACUCUGGGUCAAGUAGAGCUGCUCUGGAUUAGAACAGAGACAGCAGCAAGGCUUGUCAACAUGACAGUUAGUCAGCGCUGCCUUUGCAGAAACACCCACUGCCUUGUGUAAGGUUACUUUGCAGGCAAGGACAUAAGCAGCUUCCAUCCUCUCCCCUCGUUUUUUUGCUAAUUUGUCUCCUUUGCCCUAUGUGUUUAAGACAAUAGUGUUACUCAGUUGAUACUUCCCUCCCAACACAGCUGUGGUUCUCCCUGUUUUCUUCUCUAUGCACUUGAGGAAC